ACGACACCCCUCUCCCCCAGAUGGGCGGGUGGAAGUCAGCAAGGAGGGCAAACUGCUCUCGUACAUGUCACCGGGGAAGGUGUUUGGGGAGCUCGCCGUGCUCUACAACUGCCAGCGAACUGCUACUAUCAAAGCGGUGACGGCAUGCAAGCUGUGGGCCAUCGACAGGCAUUGCUUCCAGACCAUCAUGAUGAGGACGGGACUCCUGCGACAGGCGCUAUACACCAAGUUCCUUAAGAGCGUGCCGACCUUCACAGCUCUCAACGAGGAGAAACUCAUCAAAAUUGCAGACGUCCUAGAGGAGACGUACUACAGCCCCGGUACGUACGUCAUCAGGCAGGGCGCGUGCGGCGACACAUUCUACAUCAUCAGCAAAGGCAGCGUGACCAACAUCAUCGCAGGAGAGGGCACAGGCGUGACGUGCCUGGUCAUAGACCGGGAGAGCUUCAUGCAACACAUCGGCGAGAUUGACGACAUGAAGCAGAUAUAUGGACACAUGGAUGACUCACGCAGGAAACUGAACGAGACAUUCAACGCGAUGAAGCUGAGUGACCUGCAGAAGAUAGCGACGCUGGGCGUGGGAGGCUUCGGGCGCGUCGAGCUCGUGCAGAUCAGCGGGGACACCUCGCGCUCCUUUGCCCUCAAACAGAUGAAGAAAUCCCAGAUCGUAGAGACGCGGCAGCAGCAGCACAUCAUGUCAGAGAAGGAGAUCAUGAUGAGCGCAAACUGUGACUUCAUCGUCAAGCUUUUCAAGACUUUCAAAGACAGGAAAUAUUUAUACAUGCUAAUGGAGUCGUGCCUCGGGGGCGAACUGUGGACCAUCCUCAGAGAUCGCGGAAAUUUCGACGACCAGACAACGCGGUUCUACACAGCUUGUGUUGUAGAGGCGUUCGAUUACCUGCACUCUAGAGGGAUAAUAUACAGAGACUUGAAGCCAGAGAACCUUUUGCUCGACCUCAAGGGCUACGUCAAACUCGUCGACUUCGGCUUCGCAAAAAGGCUUCAGGUCGGCCGUAAGACCUGGACGUUCUGCGGCACGCCCGAGUACGUCGCUCCAGAAGUUAUCCUGAACAAAGGACACGACAUCUCAGCCGACUACUGGUCGCUCGGCGUCCUUAUGUUCGAACUCCUCACAGGCACUCCGCCGUUCACUGGUCCUGACCCCAUGAAGACCUACAACUCCAUCCUGAAGGGGAUAGAUGCCGUGGAGUUCCCUAGGGACAUCACCAAGACCGCUAACAGCCUCAUCAAGCGCCUGUGUCGGGACAAUCCUGCCGAGCGACUAGGAUACCAGCGCGGGGGCAUCAAGGAUAUUCAGAAACACAAAUGGUUCGAAGGGUUCCACUGGGACGCGCUCAAGACGCGUAAGCUGACACCCCCCAUCGUGCCGAGGGUGCGCGGGGUGCUGGACGCCAGCAACUUCGACGAGUAUCCUGCCGACGCUGAGUCUCCGCCGCCUGAUGACAUCACGGGAUGGGAUAUUGAUUUCUAAAUUACAACUUACUUCUUUACCAGUUUACAGUGUUUUUUUUUCAUAUUUACAAUUUUAUCAUUGAUAUUUUU
This is a messenger RNA of Hyalella azteca, 1563 nucleotides long. RefSeq names its product cGMP-dependent protein kinase, isozyme 2 forms cD5/T2 (gene for). The record is from RefSeq and is a predicted model, not a curated record. Gene Ontology annotation, biological process: protein phosphorylation. NCBI's taxonomy places the organism in Eukaryota, Metazoa, Arthropoda, Malacostraca, Amphipoda, Hyalellidae. Gene Ontology annotation, molecular function: ATP binding; cGMP-dependent protein kinase activity.